GCAUGGUUUAGUGCGAAUGCGCAUCGUUUGGCAUUUGCUAUGUAAACAAUUUCAGCUUCUUUCCGAGUCAGAAUUGAUGACGACGUUGAUCCGGUCGGCUUUACGGCGUAAUGACAACCACCGAUCAGUAGCAAGUUGAACGUAAAGGUGUGUGGGAAAAGCUUAGCAAUUGGUACCAGUUUAGCAUACAAGGACGAUCGUCCGAAAUAGGCAGACCUAAAAUGAGAAAAGCUUAGCCUUCUAGUACACGAACCACAUUAUGACGUUUGUUUAUUUUUCGAUUAAAUUCUGCCUCUUCUUACUCACCGACAUGGUCUUCACGGGUGGGGUUCACACAAAUCGGAAUUAGCUUUUUGUGGAAGGGAUGUAUUGGGAUACACCGGCGAAGCGAUAAGUUGUUCUGGCGGACAAGACAAGGUGGUCUACAGCAGCACAAUCGUCGAUGCACGGCAGUUUGAUCUUGGUAGCCGUUCAAGGAACAAGUUUCGAAAUGAACAGCAUGUAUCGGUGGGGUUUGCUUGCAUUGGUGCUAACGGUGAUCGUUGACGAAUCGGGAAGCUCUAACCCUCAGGAGUAUGAUGGACGAUCAAUGCUGCAAGAUUUCCGCAAUCGUUUUAUGACUUACGAGCACAUUGAAAUUGACGAAUGCCCAUUGAAAUAUCUUCGAACGGUGUACACGGAUUUCUGCCAUGUGGCCAUCAUAAAAACAAAUACCUCUACGUGUCUGGGAGUGCUGGUGAAUGAUUAUUACAUCCUAUCGACCGCUGAAUGCGUGCCGGAAGAUUGGAAGACGAUUCAUGUACAGUUGCAAAACAAUUUCGAUCUCCCCAUUGCCGAUCGUAUAGUCUACGGAGACUACAAGUCGCUUAAAGUACGCAGCGAUCAGACACCGAUUCUGUUGCGUAUAAAUGGAACGACUGAUUACAGACUGCCAUACGAAAAUACGGCCGCUUGUCUUUGGCCAAAGGACAACAUUAUCUCCUACUCCAAAGUGCAGGAUAUAGCGUACGAUUCCACCUUGGAUAAUUUCAUCCAAAACACGACCGUCUGCUCGGCUUCGAUGCAGGAAGUUUGUUUGAAUAAAACCUUCGCACAAUGGUGUGAAAGGAAACCAACCGGUAGUCUGCUGCAGAUACGUGAUUUGGACAAAUACUCCAUGCACCCGAUGGUGGUCGGGUUGUUUUGCGAUGAGCAGCAACAAUUCGUUCCGGUAUCGAGGUACGCCGACUGGAUUCGCGAUGUUAUUGCUCGUGACCGAAUUUUAUUCGCAAUUCCGGACGCUGGGCUAGGUGAAAAGUGUAUCACCAAAAAUGAUAAGGAAGGUGUCUGUCUGCGCAUCGAAGACUGCCCGAACGUUUUCAAGCAGCUGAAAAGUAUGGCACGCCAAUUAACCUCACUAGAACAAUGCGGGUUCGAUGGAGAUCAUCCUUUGAAUUGUUGUACACCGGAUGAUAUGUUGAAGGGCGAAGACAAAAAAGAGAAACUGCAAAGCAUUGCGCAUGAAAUCGAACAUUGCCAUGAGCUGUACGAUGUGUACCGAAGGACUACAAAGGAACAGCAGCUUCACUCGCAGCUAGCUCUCAUACGCAACGAACACAACAAGGUGGAGUGCGUCGGAACUCUCAUUUCGAAGCAGUUCGUGUUAACUGCAGCCCAGUGCGUACUACGCAUCAACUCAAAACUCAGCUCAGUAAAGCUGGGAGUUACCGCGUUUGAUGACAAAAAGGUACAAAUACGAACGAUCGUGUCGACCGUGAUUCAUCCAAUGUUUGAUCAUCAAUCAAACCACUACAACAUCGCCAUUUUGACACUGGAUACACCUGUUACUAUUACCGAGUACAGUGUGCCGGCUUGCAUGUGGCCGGAAAAAGAUCGUAUGCCUGCUAAGCUCACCACAACGGGGUACGAUACUAUAGCAGACGCCGUAACGUUUAGCACGGUCAACCCACUCUACUACAUCGACUGUCGGCUAAAGUACUACUCGAACCUUACACUGACGGAGGCGUGCGUACUACCGGAAAUGGACGUUGUUCAUUGUGACGAAGAACCGACGGCUUGUGCCGAAUCUGGUACGGGAUUGUACGGUACCGUGUACAUGACGUCGGAAUGGAAACCGGUUAACUACGUGGUCGGGAUCUACAGUAUCGGUGCCCAGUGUGCGCAAAGGCAACCGGCCAUAUACACACGUGUCAGCGAGUAUUUCCCAUGGAUCAAGGCUGAAUUAUACUUGAUGGCACAGGAUUUGUGAAGAGUAAAGCGAUGGAAAUUAUAUUACGAAAUUUCAUUGAUUGUAUUUUCUUGUAAGCUUUGUAACUCACAAAUAUAGCUCAUAAUAAGCAUCUUCAAA
Anopheles funestus (African malaria mosquito) is the source of this 2347-nucleotide messenger RNA. RefSeq names its product proclotting enzyme-like. Gene Ontology annotation, molecular function: serine-type endopeptidase activity. Gene Ontology annotation, biological process: proteolysis. The record is from RefSeq and is a predicted model, not a curated record. The coding region runs from base 443 to 2248 and encodes 601 amino acids. Lineage: Eukaryota; Metazoa; Arthropoda; Insecta; Diptera; Culicidae. The transcript has 8 exons.